Brugia malayi is the source of this 615-nucleotide messenger RNA. RefSeq lists its product as uncharacterized. The coding region runs from base 1 to 615 and encodes 204 amino acids. The transcript is spliced from 5 exons. NCBI's taxonomy places the organism in Eukaryota, Metazoa, Nematoda, Chromadorea, Rhabditida, Onchocercidae. The record is from RefSeq and is a predicted model, not a curated record.
AUGAACUCAUCGGAUAGUAUUAAAUCAACGAAAUCUCAACGUUUUUCACGUUUCAAUGCUACGCUUUGUAUUCUUUUCACCGUUGGACUUUCUUGUUUUAUGAGUAAUUUGAUGUAUAUCUAUGAUGAAGCAACGGGUAGUUUGAUGGCUUUAACAACGUCUAUCUUCACGUAUAACUGGUUUAUGCUACACGGAAAUGCGUUAACACGUGCACGUAGAGCAUUUCUUAAUGUUGCAAAUAUCUUGGAUACAUAUCAAGUUUAUAAUCGGAAAUAUGGUCAUUUCUAUCAGUCUGAUCCGGAAACACCGGGUGAUGCAGCAGAAACAUUCAAAAAAACUGUAACAUUAUCACUUGGUGAUAUUUUCAAUGAAACAACCACUAGUACAAGUGAUGAUCGAAUUAAAUUUGAAGAAGCAGUACAAAAGCAUUACACUGACGUAUAUAAAACAGUACAACGAGCGGAACGUGAAAUGAAGACAAAGACGCCAGUUGUGGAUGAAAUUGAUAUUCAACAACGGAAUAAUAAUUUAAAAGAAAUGAAAAUGAUACCAUUAUUACCGUCAAAUAAUUUAAAAAGAAAUGAAACUACAAAUAAAUCAAAUGCAACAAAAUAA